Naegleria gruberi is the source of this 1212-nucleotide messenger RNA. RefSeq lists its product as uncharacterized. The transcript has a single exon. Bases 1 to 1212 code for a protein of 403 amino acids. The record is from RefSeq and is a predicted model, not a curated record. Lineage: Eukaryota; Heterolobosea; Eutetramitea; Acrasida; Naegleriidae.
AUGUCAGAUUGUACAUUUAAACCUAAAACUAAUUCAAAGAAAUUAUUAGGAUUUUCUCAUUCAAAUUCUAAUAGAUUUGAUUCAUUAUAUAAUAUGGCAUUCAUUCCAAAGAAAUUACCAAAUGAAAAAACAAGAGAAGAAAAGGAAAUGGAAGAAUGUACAUUUAAACCUAAUAGAUUAAAUACUAAAAAAUAUCAAUCUUCAAAUUUAUCCAAAUCAGUUGAUUUUGAUUCUAUAAGAGGAAUUAAAGAAACAGUUGGUAGAUUACGUAAAGGAAAUGAAGAAAGAGAACGUUUAUUUACUUAUUUUAAUUCAUUAAGAGAUAAAGUACAAACAUCAACAGAAGAUUACAAAAAUAAGAAAACUAGUUUUAAACCAUUUUCAUUUCAAUUAGAUAAACGAAAAAGAUCUAAACCUAUUUUAUAUAUGGAUGUUAAUUUAGGUGUUGGUAGAAGUGGUAGAAUUGGUAUACAUGAAGGUGAUAAACCAGAAGAAUUGGCUUUUAAUUUUGCACAAACUUACAAAAUUGAUCCAAUUUUACAACAACGUUUACAAGAUUUAAUUAGACAAAAUAUGGAAGAAAAUCAACAUUUAUUUAAUAAUAGAGAAAAUAAUGGUAUUGAUGGUAUUGAUGGUAUUGCUGAUGAUAAUAGUAAUCAUACUGGUGGUGAUGGUGGUGGUGAUAUGAUGAUGAAUAAUCAACAAUAUUAUGAACAAGUUGAAGAACAUGAAGAUGAUGAUGACAGAUUUAUUAAUGGUGGCACUAAUAACAAUGAUAAUCAAAUGACAAUGAUGGAUUUAGAAGAUGAAUCAAAUCAUGAUUUAAAAAUUGAAGAUUUAAACUCGGCUACAAAUCAAGAGUUAAUUGCCUUAUCAAAGAGUAAUGUUGCAAAUUUAUCAAUUUAUGAUGAAUCAUUAGAAAAUGUACAUACAAAUCAACAACAACCUUCAACUAGUAAUAAUAUUACUUCUACUUCUACUAAAAAUUCCACUACCAAUAAGGGUAUCAAUAAGAAUAAUUCCACUACGACUAGUGCUAAUCCAUCAAGUAAAUCAGUGGUCACAUCAACAACCUCUAAUCGUACUCAAUUACCAACUUAUAGAAGUAAAACACCAACAAUGAAGAAUAGUCCAACAACAACAUUGAAUGAAAAGAGAUCUAAGACACCUACUACAGACAGAUAUCAAUCAAAUAAUAAAUUUAAAUUGUAA